This is a messenger RNA of Sebastes umbrosus (honeycomb rockfish), 2524 nucleotides long. It is a transcript of the gene rps6kl1, whose product is annotated as ribosomal protein S6 kinase-like 1. The record is from RefSeq and is a predicted model, not a curated record. The transcript has 10 exons. Lineage: Eukaryota; Metazoa; Chordata; Actinopteri; Perciformes; Sebastidae. Gene Ontology annotation, biological process: protein phosphorylation. Bases 33 to 2357 code for a protein of 774 amino acids. Gene Ontology annotation, molecular function: ATP binding; protein kinase activity.
CUGCUCCUUGACAGGUCCAAAACAAGGCAGCGAUGGCGAAGAGGGAUUACCUGGUGGAGGCGGCCAAGCAGAUCCGCAUGGCACUGGACAGCGAGGUCAACGAGGACUACGAGGCGGCUUUCAGCUACUAUAAGAACGGGGUGGACUUGCUGCUGAAUGGGGUUCAGCUGGAUCCAAACAAGGAACGCAGGGAGGCUGUGAAGAGGAAGACGACCCAGUAUCUGAAGAGAGCUGAAGAAAUCUUCAUUACACAUCUGCAGGACAACUUGGGGAAAGGAAGCUCUCAUUUAGGGGGUUACAGCAGCCUGAGAUUCCGUCCAAUCAGACACUUGAGUUCGCCUGUGGAGGAUCUGGAGAUGUGUAAGGUGGUGGGAGUGACUGAUAAGGUCCUGAUUGUCCAGAGUAUGGUCAAUAAGGAGACAUUUGUUGUGAAGAGUCUGGUCAAGUCCAGCUGGGAGAGCAGGGACCAGUCAACCAUCAUUCCUCAGGGGGUGCCAUACAUGGUUAAGCUGCUAAGAUAUUACGUCAGCGAGGAUGCUGUGUACCUGCAUCUUGAGCAUGUCAAAGGUGGGAGGCUUUUCUCCAAGCUGCACAAGCUGAGGAAGGAGAAGGCCAAGGAACACCCAGAAUGCUUCGCUUCCGGCCAGCCCAGCAUCAAGCUGAAGACCAGCUACACCUCACCCACAAUCAGCACAGACUACCAGCACAACAUCAGAGGGAGCGCAGCAGUGAUCCCAGAGAAACUAAGCGACGGGAGCCCAGACACAGACUUCCCCACCUCGUGGGACGAGACUCAGCAGCGACUAGAGAGCUGCGGGACUCACUCCUACAUCGAGGAGACGGGUUGUCUGCAGAACACCCGCUCCGCAGCAUCAUUUCACACCAAGCUCGAUCGUCUAUCUCUGGAUUCGGGCCCGACGAGGACGCAGGUCAACGCCCGCAUCCAUCCACCAGCUCCUAGUUUGUGUUUGCACUCCAGUGAAACUCAGGAACAGCCUGCUCUUCCUCUCUCAUGCACUCGCGUUAGUCAAGCUCUCGAUGUCAUGUCAGAACUCCAAAAACAGAAAGCAGGGAUGGGACUGACGGAGUGCAGCUCAGAGUUCGAAGUUGCAUGGAAAGCUGCAGAUCCGGUGCACAAAUGUGAGCUAAUAAACCCCUAUGCAGUGACUGACAGUCAUUUAAAUAGCACGCUAGGACAAACACCACCUCAUACAAAUCAGACCUCAUUUAUAAAAUCACCAAACAGUGAAAACAACGGUUUGAGUUCCUCCCCUGCAAUUUUGCAUCUUCCUCUCCAUUGCCAAACCCAGAUCCGUGGCAGGGCAUCAUGGGAAACCAAUGGCUCUCACCAAGGAGCUGUUUUGAGUGUUAACUCUGCAGAUGUUGUUACAGACUCAAAGCAGGAGUUCAGCAGUCCCACCACAGAGGAAAGAAAUGGCAUGGUGGUCAUCAGGAGCACAGACAGAGCAGUAUUUUCUGACUACACAGACACCUCAGAAAGCCCCUGGCCUUCCUCUGCUUCCCUCUGCCACAGCAGCAUCGCAGGAAAACAGGGCUCGUUUUCAGGGGUCAAAGGGGAAACGAGAGAGGGCGUAGAGGAGGCCCGCGAAAUGCUGAGUCCCGGAGACAAAGCGGCGCCUGGAAAAGAGCGAUCAUUUGUCAGCUGGUUCUCCUCUGGCUCCACUGGAGCCGCGCCCCAUAUCAGUGGAGAGGAUGUGGACGAGUUCCUUAAAUCAGCAGGAUCAGAGGGGCAAAGGGACGAUCAGAUCAUCGAGGUGGACGGCUGGUGCCACCUGCCUCGGAUCCCCGUGAAGUCCUCCAGGCCUACGGAUAAGUCCAUGCAGACCUGCUGGGGGCUUCCAGAGGCGGAGGUGCGUGUCUUGGGGGCUCAGAUCCUGCUGGCCCUGGAGAGUCUACAUCAGCAAGGCAUCCUGUGUCGGGACCUCAACCCUAGAAACGUCCUGCUCACCAGCAACGGAAAGGUGUGUUUGACAUUUUUCGGACAGUGGAGUGAGGUUCAGUCAGAGAUCAGCUCCAAAGCCAUGGAACAGAUGUACUGUGCUCCAGAAAUUGGUGGCGUUUCCAGGGUUACAGAGGCCUGUGAUUGGUGGAGCCUUGGAGCGUUGUUGUUUGAGCUCCUAACAGGAAUGCCACUGUGGCAGCUUCACCCAGCAGGAAUCCACUCCCACACCCAGCUGAUCAUCCCCAACCACCUCAGCGCCGCAGCUGCGUCUCUGCUCACUGAGUUGCUUCAGUUUGACGCUGGCUAUCGAUUGGGUUCUGGAGGCGGAGGCGUGAGCGACAUCAAGUGUCAUCCUUUCUUCAGCGGCGUCUCCUGGAAAGCUCUGAGCUGUUAGCUGCUGCUGCUGGCCGCUUCACCUCUGACCCCUCUGCCCUGCACUGGAGCUGAAAGUUGAACUCUAAGCAUCCUUGUGUGGCCAAACAGGAUGCAGCACCACAUCCCUUUUUUUUUGCACUUUGUGCUUCCCAAAGAAAAAUGACACAAUAAAAGCUGAAACAUGAA